This is a messenger RNA of Vitis riparia (riverbank grape), 1636 nucleotides long. RefSeq names its product DEAD-box ATP-dependent RNA helicase 10-like. The coding region runs from base 47 to 1357 and encodes 436 amino acids. The record is from RefSeq and is a predicted model, not a curated record. The transcript is spliced from 14 exons. Gene Ontology annotation, molecular function: nucleic acid binding; ATP binding; RNA helicase activity. Lineage: Eukaryota; Viridiplantae; Streptophyta; Magnoliopsida; Vitales; Vitaceae.
AGGCCCUAUUUUCCUCUGCCACUCUCAAUCCUCCCAGUUGUUUAGGAUGGCAGAAGACAAUAAAGAAGUCAAGUCAUUUAAGGAUUUGGGGAUAUGUGAGCAAUUGGUGGAGGCUUGUGAAAAUUUAGGAUGGAAAACACCAUCUAAGAUACAGGCUGAAGCCAUUCCUCAUGCACUAGAAGGAAAGGACUUGAUUGGGCUUGCACAAACAGGUUCUGGUAAGACCGGAGCAUUUGCACUUCCCAUACUCCAAGCCCUUUUAGAUACUCCUCAAGUGCUGUUUGCUUGUGUGCUCUCCCCUACUCGGGAACUUGCUAUUCAGAUUGCAGAGCAGUUUGAAGCUUUAGGUUCUGGAAUUGGUCUAAAGUGUGCUGUGCUUGUUGGAGGAGUGGACCAUACACAACAAGCAAUUGCCCUUGCAAAGCGCCCACAUAUUGUUGUGGGUACACCUGGACGACUCAUGGACCAUCUGUCCAAUACAAAAGGUUUUUCUCUUCGGACGAUGAAAUACUUGGUCUUAGAUGAGGCUGAUAGGUUGCUGAAUGACGACUUUGAGAAAGCCAUUGAUGAGAUUUUAAGUGUUAUCCCACGGGAGCGAAAGACAUACUUAUUUUCUGCUACUAUGACGAAAAAGGUGCGUAAGCUCCAGAGGGCCUGUCUCAGGAAUCCUGUGAAGAUUGAGGCUGCAUCUAAAUAUUCCACUGUUGAUACACUCAAGCAACAGUAUCGCUUUGUUCCUGCUAAGUACAAGGAAUGCUAUCUUGUAUAUAUUCUAACUGAGUUAUCUGGAAGUACAACAAUGGUUUUCACUCGUACUUGCGAUGCAACUCGCCUAUUGGCUUUGCUUCUUCGAAACCUUGGUUUAAGGGCUAUCCCAAUCAGUGGUCAUAUGAGUCAGGCUAAAAGACUUGGAGCACUGAACAAGUUUAAGGCUGGAGAAUGUAAUAUACUUAUCUGCACUGAUGUGGCAAGUAGAGGACUUGAUAUUCCAUCUGUUGAUAUGGUUAUCAAUUAUGAUAUUCCCUCAAACUCCAAGGAUUACAUACAUCGAGUGGGAAGAACUGCUCGUGCAGGAAGAUCUGGGGUUGCAAUCUCACUAGUGAACCAGUACGAGUUGGAGUGGUACAUACAGAUAGAGAAGCUUAUUGGGAAAAAGUUACCUGAGUUUCCUGCUCAAGAAGAGGAAGUUCUGCUACUCUUGGAGCGUGUCACAGAGGCAAAAAGAAUAUCCCAGAUGAAAAUAAAAGAGACAGGAGGCAAGAAGAAGAGAAGGGGAGGAGAUGAAGGAGAGGAAGAAAUUGAUAGAUAUUUAGCUUCAAAGAAUGGGAAGUCAUCCAAGAAGUUGAAGAAACGCUGAUUGUUGUACUAUCCUCCAAUUUUGUUUGCUAUAAAUUUUGUUGUGUUCAUAUUAACUAUGAGUAUGUUUUCCUGGUGUACUAAAUUUCAGCCAAGCUGUGGUAUAUUCAUUUUAAUUAUUUCUUGUAGUUGACCAAAACAUGUUUGUAGAAUUGGUUCUGAUGCUCCAGAGAUUGAGGUGUAGUUGAUAUUGACACUAGUGCUUAUACUGCAUGAGCCCUUAGAAAGAAUGUGGGAGGUACUCAUUUCAUUUUCAUCUAAUCAUGGAUAUGAGUGGAAA